AUGUCCACAACCGACGGCCCCAAGAAGUCCAAGCCGAGAACACGCACCUUUACGGCCUGUCUCACCUGCCGCUCCCGCAAGGUCAAGUGUGAUCUCGGCCGUCCGGCAUGCGCCAACUGUCAGCGCCUAAAGCUGACCUGCUCCGGCUAUGAUGCUGUCCUGAGAUGGAUGCCCGUGUGGGAUCCUCACGGAGGCACCAGCAGCAAGGAGGCAGCAGCGACGACGACGACGACGACCGAGUCUGGCGGUGGCGUGCAUCAGCCGCCUGUUGGUGAUCAAGGACGAAAGGCUCGCACUGAGCUGCUCUCAGCUCCCUCCUGCGACGACAUAUCCUGUCUGCUCGAUAACCUCGACGACCAGAUAGCCCGGCAGGAGGACGGGCAGCAGCCAUUCGAUCCAGAUUGCCAGAUGGAGGUCGGCCCCUUUACAGCAUUCUCCUCCUCCAAGACACCGCACAAUACUGCAACGUCGCCUGCCCGACCUGCCCAGACUGCAGCGCAUCACCCUGCAGCGCAGGUGUCGCCGCCGCCGCCGCCGCAGCAGCAGCAGCAGCAGCAGCCGAAUCCGGACAGCAAUGCAUAUCCCGAGCUCCUCCCCGCGGACCAGCAAGAACUGUACCCGACCGUCGCCGAUCUCGACUUUUCGAUUGUUGAUGAUGCCAGCGUCCAGGGAAGCGCUGGCAGUGUCCACGGUAGCGUCCACGGUAGCGUCCACGGUAGCGUCCACGGUAGUGUCCACGGCAGCAUCUCGGACAGCACCGGCAGCGUCCAGCCUGGCGUGGUGAUGCCCGCCCUGGACCACGCCGACCGUUCCCUCGACUACGCCGAGAACGUGUCCGGCAACAACAGCUGGGACCUCCCCAUAUACCCUACCACCGGAGAGCUGGUGCAGCAGAGGUGGAGCCGGGGCCUGCAGCAGGCCGCGCCCUACCAAGACGUGAUGCAAGGCAACCUGUACGCCUUCCCCUCGCCGACGUCGAGGCUGUCGGGUGGCUCGCCGUACCUGCCCCCGGACAUCCGAUUCCUCCUGAACCACUACGACAACUUCGUGAUCGACUCGCUCUCAUGCGUGCCCAUCCCGCGCGAAAAGGCGCCGUGGCGCAAUCUCCAUCUGCCGUCGGCCCUGAAGGCGUACGCGGAGCUGGACAUAAUGGGCAGGUCGAGCCUGUUCCGCGUCUCGCUGCUGUACUCGCUCCUCUCCCUGACAUGCUACAACCUCAGCUCGCUGUACAGCGCCAGCGCCAACAGCAUGGUGCAGGCGGACAUGACCGCCGUCGACACGCCCGACUCGCAGUACUGGGCGAAGCAGGCGAGCAACUACCGGGCCAUCGGACGCACGGCGUUCCGGAAGCAGAUGGAGACGAGGUCGUUCGUGGGCGAGUCGUACGAGGAGGCUCUCCUGGCCGCCAUGACGCUGGUGUGCGUGGGCAUCAUCAGCGGCGAGCCGUGGGACUCGCGGCUCUACAUCCUCCAGUGCGAGGCCAUCAUCAAGAAGGCCAAGGCGACGAGAGACCACAGCUCCGGGCGCGUCAAGGAGCUGCACAACAUCCUGACCUUUGUCAAGACCCUGGAACAGUCCACCUUUGUCUACUCGCAGAGCGAGUACAUCGAAGUCCUCGAGCACUACGGCUUCCUCCCCAGCGAGAUCCACCUGGUCAGGCAGGCAACCGUGGAGGAGGACAAGUCCGUGACGUGGGACGCCGGCGCCGUCGAGGACGAGACGCCCGGGUCGCCCAGCUACGGCCCCGCGCUGGCCGAGUACCGGCCCAAGGGUCUGCCCAAGUACCCUCUGGACAUGGUCAAGAUGACCAACGAGCUGAUCGACCGCAUCGCCACCCACACGGCACGCACCGGCUUCUCCCGCUUCGAGCUGCCGCGGGGCCUGGCCGACGAGGCGCAGCAGCUGGAGAACUGCAUCUGCGCGUGGAAGGCCGAGGUGCCGCCCGAGCUGCUGACGGGCUCCGACCUGGCCAUCAAGGAGGGCCUGUCCCCGCUGAGCGUCGAGCUGGACGAGAGCGACGGCGAUAUCCGCAACCUCAGCGCCAUCAUGUCCAGCUACAUGCGCACCGCCAUCUACCACGCCGUCCUGGUCUACUUCUUCCGCGAGGUCCGCGGCACCAACCCCAAGAUCCUCCAGCACGACAUCCUCCAGGUUGUCGUCUCCCUCGAGAACCACGAGGGCCUCAAGAGGACUUGCUACCCCUCCAAGCGCAUCGGCACCAUCGUCUGGCCCAGCUUCGUCGCCGCCUGCGAGGCUCUCGACAGGGACAUACGAAUCCGCGCCAUCCAGUGCAUGAGGUAUGCUGCCGACGCUGGCUUCCGCAACGGCGAACUGGCCGAGUCGGUGGCCCGUGAGGUGUGGAGGCGUAGGGAUAGCGGUGAUCCCGAGGCGUCGUGGCGCGAUGUCGUCCGCCAGCACAAGCUGUUUAUGCUCUUGAGCUAG
Molecule: messenger RNA, 2442 nt
Organism: Geosmithia morbida
Lineage: Eukaryota; Fungi; Ascomycota; Sordariomycetes; Hypocreales; Bionectriaceae
Exons: 2
Coding region: 1-2442 (813 amino acids)
Biological process (GO): positive regulation of transcription by RNA polymerase II
Cellular component (GO): nucleus
Molecular function (GO): DNA-binding transcription factor activity, RNA polymerase II-specific; transcription cis-regulatory region binding; zinc ion binding
Source: RefSeq, a predicted model, not a curated record